GGGCCAGCCCACACUACUUAUACUGAAUCUUCACACUAGUUUUCGUACUUGCGAGUAUCCUCCCAAACUUUCGAUCAUCUUCCCUAUGAUGAUGAGAGAGAAGGAAUGAAGGGAGAGAAAGAUGGACGGCGAGGUCCCCUGCUCUUCUCUCGCCGUCGAUUCCGUUCUACGCGUCGGAACGGCCGGUGUAAUCUGGGGACUGUGUGUGGGCCCCUACGAUGCUAACAAGCGAGGCCUUACUGGUAUUGCUCGUGCUUCCUACGUGGCGAAUUCAGCUGGAAGAUUCGGCUCUAUGUGUGGAGUGUUUGCUGGAGUCUUUUCUCUUACACGUUGUGGGAUUCAGAGAUAUCGAAAUAAGAAUGAUUGGGUAAAUGCUUUGGUAGCUGGUGCUGUAGCAGGAGCAGCUGUUGGUGCUGGUACCCGAAACUGGAAACAGGUUGCUGGGAUGGCUGGUGUUAUAUCAGCCUUUUGUGCUAUUGCUGAUAGCUCCAGAACAAAUUGAAUUUUACUGCCUCCUUUAGAAGAAGGCUGCAGUGGAAAAACAGUAAGGGACAGAUACAUAACCCUAACCUUUUUUGUUUUGGCAGAGCGGGUUGUUUUUUAUUCACUAUAUUGCCUUUCUUAAUCUUCUUUCUUUCGCAGGAAGAUUGUCAUGAAAUUAUUUGAAUUGUACCUCUCUUUUUUUGGGCUUCAGAAUAGGGUGACUAAAACUAGACUUCUAAUGCUACUGGAAAAUACUUGCUUGUCAGUUAAUUCAGUGAAGAGGAAAAAUGUUGAAUUUCUGUA
Molecule: messenger RNA, 786 nt
Organism: Rhododendron vialii
Lineage: Eukaryota; Viridiplantae; Streptophyta; Magnoliopsida; Ericales; Ericaceae
Product: outer envelope pore protein 16-4, chloroplastic
Exons: 6
Coding region: 122-502 (126 amino acids)
Biological process (GO): protein insertion into mitochondrial inner membrane
Cellular component (GO): TIM22 mitochondrial import inner membrane insertion complex
Molecular function (GO): transmembrane protein transporter activity
Source: RefSeq, a predicted model, not a curated record